This is a messenger RNA of Rubroshorea leprosula, 1088 nucleotides long. Lineage: Eukaryota; Viridiplantae; Streptophyta; Magnoliopsida; Malvales; Dipterocarpaceae. The record is from the annotation of a GenBank genome assembly.
CUCUCGACCAUUUUCUUGCUCCCACAUCAAAUGCAACAAUCUCAAGCUUAAAUCCUCCUAAUCUUGGAGAAUUUUCUUGCUUCUUUUUUGCAUGAUAUAACAAAAAGGAGGGUUCAGAAGCUAACAAAGUGGAUCGGAAACAUGGGAAGAGGCCCCUACCAUUCGAUGAACCGGAGGAGAAAGAGGAAGAUCUUACCUUCCCCAUCUACUCAGCUCGGUCACAGCAAGACAUGUCUGAAAUGGUUGCAGCGCUAGCUCAAGUUAUAGGGAACAGCGGUGGUAACCCAGUUCAAGUGCAUCAUGAGAAUCCUUUAACAUCGUCUCAGGCACAACAAGACCAAUCUCAACCAGCUCAAGAUCAAGAGAAUACGAGGAGAAGACACUAUAGAGGUGUGAGGCAAAGGCCAUGGGGAAAAUGGGCCGCCGAGAUACGGGACCCACAGAAGGCAGCUCGGGUGUGGCUUGGGACUUUUGACACGGCGGAGGCUGCGGCAUUAGCCUAUGAUGAAGCAGCCCUUAGGUUUAAAGGAAACAAAGCCAAGCUCAACUUUCCGGAGAGAGUUCAACUUGGAAGAACAGAUCAUUUGAGUAAUUACCUCACCAACCGUCAUCAAGAAGUGCAUAGGCAAACAGUUGUGCCACCUCUUCCUCCACCUCAAGAAACAUACCCUAACACUUCCCAGUAUAUGCAGUUUCUUCAAAGUGGGGCAAACUAUGGUUUUCCAGGCAUCUAUGGAACCCAAGCAUUUGCUUUGCAGGGUUUCCCUACAUCUUCAUCUUCUUCAUCUUCUUCAUCUUCUUCAUCUUCAACAAGAUCAUCUCAACAACAGGAAGAUCAGACUGCUCGAUAUUCGAUGCAGUUUGGUGGCGGAGGCUAUGGUUAUAACUAUGAUCACACAUCAAAAUAAUAGUAUGCCUGGUGCAAUUGGUUAUGCUUUGGGAGAGAAGCACACCUACCAAGUCUUCUGCUGGGUAAUACAUAUAAUUACUGAAUGGCUUGUACAAUAUCCCUAUCAUAUAUGAGUUUCCUUUACCCUUUUUUUCCCUUUUGGCUGGGGUUGUCUAAGCAUUAAAAUCUUUCUUGAAGU